Messenger RNA from Saccostrea cuccullata (small rock oyster), 1049 nucleotides. RefSeq names its product large ribosomal subunit protein uL18m-like. Gene Ontology annotation, molecular function: structural constituent of ribosome; 5S rRNA binding. Lineage: Eukaryota; Metazoa; Mollusca; Bivalvia; Ostreida; Ostreidae. The transcript has 6 exons. The coding region runs from base 41 to 682 and encodes 213 amino acids. Gene Ontology annotation, cellular component: mitochondrion; ribosome. Gene Ontology annotation, biological process: translation. The record is from RefSeq and is a predicted model, not a curated record.
AAGAAUAUUCGUUGUUCGAAUUAAUUAACUUUAACCGAAAAUGUCACUUGGUAGCUCACUGGUUUCUCUUGCUUCUACACCGUUUACUUGCUUAUGUAGAAGUUAUGCUGUGCAUUCAACUCAUAAAAUAGCUGCUCGUACCCUAUCUUUGUCAGCAGCUCAUUACUCAGAAGACAAUAAAGACUACAAGAUAAACCCUGAAUUCAUCAACAGAAAUGAUAGGUGCCUAGAGUAUAUGAAUGUUUCUCCCAGACGAAAAGGAUGGAGAUUUCAAAGACCUUCACGAAACUUUUAUUACAAACUGCAUAUUAAUCCUACCUCCAACAAAGUAGAGGUGUACCUAGAACAUUCGUCAGGGAGGAAGGUCGUCUAUGCUUCAUCUUCAGAGUGGGCCAUAAGGCAGUUUUUAUACAGUGCUAGAGAUGUGUCAGCAGCUGUCAAUACAGGUCGUGUGUUUGCCGAUCGCUGUCAGAAAGCCGGCAUUGUCAAUGUGUAUUAUGACCCAGUCUCAGAAGGUCAUGGAGGGGAUAAGGUAAAGGCAGUGCUGAAUGCUUUGGAGGAAUCUGGAAUUAAAAUUGGAGAAGAGGAGGUCAUUGAGGGAGAAUUUAAACCUGGAAUCAAAUACGACAGCAAAAACCGAAUCGGAGAGAAAAGACGACCACAUGACAUACAGAUUGUAUAAUCAUUUAUAUAUUAACAUGUGCUCUAUGUCAUUAAAUAAUAUUGUGAAAAAUAUAGGAAUUUAUAUCAGUGUUAUUUUUCUUGUGGUACAUGGCAAAGGUAUGUGUUUAGAGAAAAUCUAACAAAAGAACUAGGAAUUCUCCAUGAUAUGGAGUUCCCCAAUGACUAUGAAGCCAGAGAGGAUCAUUGGUUUCCUCUCCAUUUGUUUGUCCAUCAGUCUGUCUGUCAGUCAAUCUGUCCCACUAGCAAAAUAACUCUAUGCAUAGAAAUAGACUUUUCUUUCACCUUAUAAAAUUGUAUUUAUAUAUAAAUGAUAUACAUUUUAUAUUUUACUAUUGUAGUAAAUGGAUUAAAGUUGUGGUUCUUUU